UAUUUAUCCUUGAAUAUACUUUACCCCUGAGCUGGGCAGUAAGGCACUGUAGCAGGCAUUGCAUGACGGACUCUCCAUACCACUAAAGACCUCAGAGAAGGUGUCUUCUACUGGCUGGAACCUUGAGGAAACGAUUCAAACAACCAGUUGAUCCCAAAAUGUCUUUGGUGUGUUUGGAAGACUUUAAGGCAUAUGCACGCCAGCAGCUGUCUAAAUCAUCCUGGGACUUUAUUGAAGGAGAAGCUGACGAGGGCAUCACCCGAAGUGACAACAUUGCAGCAUUUAAAAGAAUCCACCUCCGUCCACGAUACCUGAGAGAUGUGUCAAAGGUGGAUACCAGGACCACAAUUCAAGGGCAGGAGAUCAGUGCCCCCAUUUGCAUCUCACCCUCAGCUUUUCACUCUGUGGCCUGGCCGGAUGGAGAAAGGAGCACAGCCAGAGCUGCGCAGGAGGUCAACAUCUGCUACAUCACCAGCACUUACACCAGCUGUACCCUGGAGGACAUCGUUGCUGCUGCCCCAGGAGGCUUACGGUGGUUCCAGCUCUAUGUGCAACCAGAUUGGGAGCUCAACAAACGGCUAGUUCAGAGGGUAGAAGCCUUGGGUUUCAAAGCUUUGGUGAUCACUGUAGAUGCACCUGUAAUUGGCAAUAGGAGACAGAACAUGCGAAACCAACUGAAUUUGGAGGAAAACAUAAUGCUGAAGGACCUCCGAUCACCUGAAGAGAGAAACUCUACAAUUACUGCCCCCACGUCUUUGCCGAGUCCAUCUUUCUGCUGGGAUGAUCUCUCCAUGUUUCAGACUAUGACUCGGUUGCCCAUUAUCCUCAAAGGGAUUUUGACAAAAGAAGAUGCAGAGUUAGCAGUGAAGCACAAUGUCCAAGGCAUCUAUGUUUCCAACCAUGGUGGGAGGCAGCUCGACGGGGUUCCUGCUUCAAUUGAUGCUCUGACAGAAGUGGUGGCUGCUGUCAAAGGGAAAAUUGAAGUGUAUAUGGAUGGUGGGGUGCGAACCGGCAGUGAUGUGUUGAAGGCCCUGGCCCUUGGGGCGAGGUGCAUUUUCCUUGGGAGACCAAUCCUUUGGGGCCUUACCUGCAAGGGUGAAUACGGUGUUAAGGAAGUUUUAAAUAUUUUAAAAGCAGAGUUACACACCUCUAUGGCCCUUUCAGGCUGCCAGUCAGUUGCUGAGAUCAGUCCAGACCUUAUUCAGUUCUCCAGAUUAUAAGGACCUGCUGAGACUCCUUCCUGAAAGAACAAGCAGUCAACGAGCUUGACUUGUUCCUGUUCCCCUUCAUUGAUGGCUAUGCUUUGAAAUUCCUCCAACUUCCUUGGUAGAAGCCACACCUAUGCAAUAACUUCAAACUGGCACAACACAGGACAUCUCUUCGGCCUUAAACUCAGCAGCUGAGGUUUGAUUGAGCUGUUAUAGAUUUGUUUGUUUCAAGAGUGAAACAAACCACAACAGCCCAAGGUAUACUGGGAAAGAAGGUAGUUGGACUAUUUUGUUUAAAAGUAUACGUUCUCCCUGAAAACAUUUUUUGAGUGAUAGCUCUGCCUUUUCUGGAUCUUGGACCUAAGGUAACAGUCAAGCUGCCUUUUGUUCUAGGCUCCAUCAGAUAGAUAUGCAAUUCUACAGGAAGAAACCAAGGCUGGUACAUAAAGAUAACACCAACUGAGUGUUCAUUGCUGUUCAAAAUCAUGCAUGUAAGCUUGCACACUGAUCUAGAGAGUAAUUGUUUCAUGUGGGAAAGACACAGACAACCAUACUAAUUUAGGCAGUUAAGAGCAUCAGAGUUGGGCUGAAGAAAUGACUUAGCCCUUAAAGGCUAGGCUCUCAACCCAAAAUACAUGAGUAUCAGAGUCCUUUAAUUUUGACCAGUGACCAAAAAGAGGCAAUUGGCUCAAAGUCUCUUGACACUGAAGCUCAUGGGUACAGCAUGUUUAAAAGCAAAUCCCACAAUCACAUCAAUGUUAUAUGAGGGACAGAGGAAGCUUGCAGAACAUUUGUUUAGUCAUGACAUAAUACUUAUUUUGGACACAACAUGGCAAUUUUUUUCAACUAAAAUUAUUUUUUAUUGUUUUUAAACAGGAAUUAUUGUGAUGAACACAUCUGAGCUGUGUUUAUGGCUAUAGAAAUCUCAAAGUGUUGCCAAGGCAGACAUGAUUGUUGUGGGGCAGAGGGCUGAGACGUUCUGAAGCAGGUACAAAAUGAAGUCAGGACAACGCAGCAUUACCUUAGUCACUUCAAAAUAAAUGCUUAUUAAAUCACAGAAAGAAAUGUUACAAAACUUAAAAGUAUCCUGUGUUACAAUAUGACCUUGUAUAAUGUAGACAAAAGACAGAAGAAGACAGAAGCAGGUCCUUCUCCAAUGGAAGUAUGGAGAUAGAAAAUAGUCACAUAGAAAGAUGCUCAACACCAUGCAUAUUAAGGAACUACAAAUUUAAACAACAGGACACCACUAUAUAGCUACUGGGAUAUGUCAAAGUCAAACCAACACCAAAUGUUAGCAAGGAUAUACAUUACCAAUGAGCAUAAAAACAGUAUAGAUACUUUGUAAGACAGUUUGUGAGUUUGCCACAAAACUAAACACCUUCACUGGAUAAACUGCCAACUGUGAGUUAUGGUGUUUACCCAGAUGUAUUUACAUCUGUGGCCACAUACGUAGAACACAACUGCCUGGGUGUCUUUACAGGAACUCCAUUCACAAUUGCCCAAACUUGGUGGGCAGGUCUUCUGCCAUGAUGUUCUUCAGUAGUUUUUAAAUAGAUGUGGGACACUCAGACAUUAUUCAUUUCCUAGGGGGAAAUGCUACCAAACCAUGAAAAGACACAGAGGAACAGUUAAAGAUAUGUCAGUCCGUGAAUGAAACCUGCCAUUAACAGUUGCAUAUUGUAAGAUUCUAAACAUAUGACAUUGUGGAAGAAACAAACCAUGGAGACAGAGGUUCACUGAUGUAAGAAAUGCAUUCUUUCAGUUCAAGAUACCAGUGGAAGGGGGCUGUGCAUUUAUGUGCUUUGUAGCGUGUGCUUCCUGCUCAGUUUUGCUCUGAAAUUCAAAUAGUUCUUUUGAAUAAUCUAUGUAAAUAUUAAUUCCCACUGGGGGAAUGUAGCUCAGUGGUAGAGCGUUUGAUCAUUAUGGAUGAGCUUUUGGGGUCAAUCCCAAAUAACAGGGGAAAAUGGGUAACACAUCUAUGUGCAGGGCAUGAAAAUAAAUAUUAAAUAUAUUA
This is a messenger RNA of Meriones unguiculatus (Mongolian gerbil), 3222 nucleotides long. RefSeq names its product 2-Hydroxyacid oxidase 2. The transcript has 9 exons. Gene Ontology annotation, molecular function: oxidoreductase activity; FMN binding. Lineage: Eukaryota; Metazoa; Chordata; Mammalia; Rodentia; Muridae. Bases 159 to 1220 code for a protein of 353 amino acids. The record is from RefSeq and is a predicted model, not a curated record.